ACGAUCAUUUGGACGAGUUCUUGGAGGACCUUAACACCGAUUGGUUGUCAUCCCACGAGAACGAAAACUUACCUACAAAUUACCAUCAAACGAUAGACAACUACUGCUCCAGAUGUAUCCCUGGAAUAAGUUCAUCAAGUUUGACCCAUUAUAUGUGGACAAAAAGAUCGCAAACACAUGUAUAA
Acaulospora morrowiae is the source of this 185-nucleotide messenger RNA. The record is from the annotation of a GenBank genome assembly. NCBI's taxonomy places the organism in Eukaryota, Fungi, Glomeromycota, Glomeromycetes, Diversisporales, Acaulosporaceae.